AUGAAGGUCAAGGUUGGAGCAGAGCUCUGCUUCCCACAUCUUUUCAAUGCGUCCUGUAAGAAACCCACAACCAUCUUGGUGGAAAAUGUGUAUCUUCUUCUAUUGUUUCCCUCCGCUUCUCUGCUCACCGUUGCUCUCAACCUGCUCAUCAUCAUCUCCGUGUUUCACUUCAGGCACCUCCACACUCCCACCAACAUCCUCCUCCUCUCCCUGGCUGUGUCAGACUGUCUCGUGGGCCUCAUACUGAUACCGAAUUAUAUCCUCUUACAAACCUCCUGCUGGUUUUUUAGUGACCAUGUGUGUACUCUGUUGAACUAUUUCACUUUUAUCAUAACAUCUACUUCAAUAGGAAACAUAGUUCUCAUAUCUGUCGACCGUUAUGUUGCUAUCUGUGACCCUCUGCAUUACUCCACCAGGGUCACUCAGAGAAGAGUUACUGUCUGUGUUUGUCUGUGCUGGCUCUGCUCGUUUUGUUACAACACUUUAUCAGUGAAGGAAGAAAUCGGUCAACCGGGCAGGUAUCGUUCCUGCUACGGAGAGUGUGUGUUCGCCUGGGACCUCCAAAUGGUAUAUGUUGACCUUGUUGUAACCUUUAUAGCUCCCAUCUCUGCCAUCAUUUUCCUGUACAUGAGAGUGUUUGUUGUGGCGGUGUCUCAGGCUCGAGCCAUGCGCUCUCAUGUUACAGCCGUCUCCCUCCAGCUCUCACUCGCUCACCCUGUGAACAAAUCGGAGCUGAAAGCAGCCCGGACUCUCGGUGUUCUUGUCGUAGUGUUUCUGAUUUGUUUCUGUCCAUACUACAGCUUGUCUCCUGCAGGGGACAGUGUGCUCAGUGAUGCAUCUAUAUCAUUUGUGGUGUUUCUGUUCUACUUAAACUCUUGCCUGAACCCUUUGAUAUAUGCCUUGUUUUACCCCUGGUUUAGAAAAGCAGUGAAACUCAUUGUGACUCUGCAGAUCCUGCAGCCUUGCUCCCGUGAGGCCAAAAUUCUGUAGAGAGGCUGAGGGGUCGCUGAAGAUUAACAAGUGCAUGUAGAGGUUUUCACUGAAUGGAAGCAAAAUUCAUAUCUUCUCUUUUGUUUAAUCCCUGUGUGUAGCUGUGAUUAUGGAGGGGAAAGGCUGUCAUAAAUAAUUCCUGUAGCUCAACAUCUCUCACUCUCUUUCUCUUUCUCUCUCUCUCUCUCUCUCUCUCUCUGUCUCUCUCUCUCUCUCUCUCUCUGGUAUGUGCGAUAAUUAUUUAAAUCCUAGUAUCUAUACUUCUAUCUGAGUAAUGAAUGUGAAUACUUUUGACACCUCUGCAUCAAACUGUUUUGACCCCUCUUUAAACAAAAACACCAACCCAGAAAAAACCUACAAUGAUAAGAUCACUGUACGACCAUGUGUCACAGAAAAUAAAUCACAGCCUGGAUCAUGUUUACAUUUUUACAAGUGCAUAAACCAAACACAAUAAU
This is a messenger RNA of Labrus mixtus (cuckoo wrasse), 1445 nucleotides long. Its product is annotated as trace amine-associated receptor 13c-like. The transcript is spliced from 2 exons. Gene Ontology annotation, biological process: G protein-coupled receptor signaling pathway. Gene Ontology annotation, molecular function: trace-amine receptor activity. Lineage: Eukaryota; Metazoa; Chordata; Actinopteri; Labriformes; Labridae. Gene Ontology annotation, cellular component: membrane. The record is from RefSeq and is a predicted model, not a curated record. Bases 1 to 990 code for a protein of 329 amino acids.